CCCGUCGCGGCGGCGGGGUCCGGCCCAGCCCCACGUGAGACGGCCCCGCCGCCGGGAGUCACGGGGCAGGCGGGCCGCUGCCAUGGAGCUGCCUGCCGUCAGCCUCAAGGCCAUCAUUCUGGUACACUGGCUGCUCACAAUGUGGGGGUGCAUGAAUUACUUCUUUCCAGCCUCCUAUGUCUGGGGAAAUUUCAGUGUACUUGCGGUGGGGAUCUGGGCCAUUGUGCAGCGAGAUUCCCUUGAUGCCAUCGUGAUGUUCCUGACUGGCCUGCUGCUCACAGUGCUCACAGACAUCAUUCACAUCAGUGUCUUCUACCCCCAAAAGAACAAUCUCACGGACUUGAAUCGUUUCAGUGUAGGCAUGGCCAUCCUCAGCCUCCUUAUCAAACCUGUGUCCUGCUAUUUUGUGUAUCAUAUGUACCGGGAGCGUGGAGGAGAGUACACCUUUAACAUAGGCCUCAUCCGUGCAGGCCAGGAUCGUAGCAGCUACGAGCCAAUCGAUCACCAGGAUGCCUCUCCUCAAUGGCCUGAUGUAAGCAAGUCAGCCCAGCAUCCAUACUGAGGCCCUCACCUGGAAUAGUGAACAGAUGCCUCCCUCGCCCAGUACAGCCUUACAUUCCUCCAAUAUCUGUUCUGAUGGAGCAAAACCUGCCACUGAGCAAACAGAAGAAGAUCUGAUUUUACUACUUCUGCCUCCCUGAAGGUUAGGCAGCUGGGUUCCUGCAGUAAGUGCAGAAGAUCUUAGAGAUGCCAUGCUAAGUGCUGUGACUUUGUAAUCGCCAUACACUCUCCUUCCUCCUCCUAAAUCUCUUCUCUGUCUGUGUGAGUGGAAGCACCUUCUGCAGUCCACCAUGGCUUGUCCUGUUUGUGCCCUUUAAGUAAGGGAAUCACUCAAAAUAUUCAUGGACAAGCUGACUUUAAAAGACUCAUGAUCUGCCUUCAAACAAUACAGUAUUUUAACCUGGUCAUAUGCAGAUACAUCUCCAGUAAAUGUCUGGGAGUUCUAGAGGACUGGUUUUAAUCAUAUUAUUUAACUAAGAUUUAUGAUGCAAAAUCCCCAUGCUAACUCUGGUGGUUUGCACACAGCUAGGGUUUGUAUAAAAUGCUGUUACUGGGCCAGGGAGCUGCUUGUGCUUCCAGUAUCUAGCCUUGGGUUUUAUUCACUGUUGCUUAUAUGCAAGUUGAAUGUCUUUCAGGAUGUUAAGAUGUCCUUAAAACGACUGUUAAAUGUAGGUUGCAGGUACUGUGCCUUGAAAUGUCUUUUUGCCUUCAGCUGCCUAUCUUAACAGAACUUGAAAUGUUACAUUUUCCUAAGAAAACUAUAAAAUGAACACAGUUCUGUGGUUUUUUUUUUCUUUUUUUUUCCUAAAUCACUGGUCACCUAUGUGUCAUUUGAAAAUGUAGAUAUUCCUGAUGGGUUGAGACUAUAGCCAGGGAGUCUGGGAAAGUCAUUACAGGAGGAGAUCUGCAGGGCUUUGAUGGGUUUUAGUCUAAGACUUUACUCAGAAAAGUAGAGGGUACUGCACAGCAGAGCACGGGCAAUGAAGGUGGGCUAGUAAGUUAAGACUGGGGAAAUGAAAAAUGAAGUUUGUGGAACUUCUUACACUGCAGUGAUGAACUCCUUGAGGUGUUACAAACCUCAAAUUAUGAUCUUACCCACAAUAAAUCCACCCUGCUGUAGCUUUCAGUGUAAAAUCCUAAAAAAGAAAAAGGUGUCCAAGAGGUUUCCUUAAAAGAAAAAGAGCAUGUGAACAGUGAAAAUACUAGUACUGGGAAGAUCUAUGGUUUUCUGAAGCAGGUUCACUUUUGAAUUAUACAUGUUAUUCUACAGUUGCAUUUUUCUGACAAGACUUGCUGCUGCAUUGACUCUGCAGUGACCACAAGUCCCCAUUAAUUUUGUUCUAACCUCUAGAACCAUGAUAUUUGUAGGUUUAAAAACAAGCAGUUUCCUCCCCCUCUGAGUUUCAUCACUUGCAUCAACAGAUGCUUCAUCCACUAUGCUACACAAGCAGUGCAGUGAUCUGCAGCUGUCAUCAUUUAUGCUUGGACCAAGCACAUGUUAAAUGCCAUAAAAGUGCAAUAGUCUGAUUUA
This is a messenger RNA of Rhea pennata, 2092 nucleotides long. It is a transcript of the gene AGTRAP, whose product is annotated as angiotensin II receptor associated protein. The transcript has 5 exons. Gene Ontology annotation, biological process: regulation of blood pressure; angiotensin-activated signaling pathway. The coding region runs from base 83 to 562 and encodes 159 amino acids. Gene Ontology annotation, cellular component: plasma membrane. Lineage: Eukaryota; Metazoa; Chordata; Aves; Rheiformes; Rheidae. The record is from RefSeq and is a predicted model, not a curated record.